AUGGCCCAAAGUCAAGGAACGAGUCAUAACCAACUCAGCCAGAGCCCUGCUCUCCACCCGCCUCGCAUACGCCUGACAGGCCGAUCCAUCACCAUUGAACCCUUGAGUGCUGCCCACGCGGAAGAUUUAUUCUCGUGUGUCGGUGGACUCGAGAACGCUUCACUCUGGACAUACAUGCCGGCUGGGCCUUUUGAGUCCAAAGCUUCGCUCGAGACUUACAUAAAUUCCGUCAUAUCCUCCGAGGAUUCGGUAUUCUCAGCGCUCAUUGACCCCGCCAGCCAACGGGCGGUUGGAUACUUGGGCUUGCUGCGCAUCGACCUCAAAAAUCGCAUCGUGGAAAUCGGCAGCAUCAUGCUCUCGCCUACACUGCAGCGCAGCACGGCAGCGACAGAAGCCUACUAUUUGAUGGCGAAAAUGGUCUUUGAAGACCUUGGGUUCCGGCGCUAUGAAUGGAAAUGUAAUAAUCUUAACACUCCCUCAAAGAAUGCCGCUAUUCGGCUCGGGUUUACAUUUGAAGGAAUUUUCCGCCAGCAUAUGAUUGUCAAAGGGUUGAAUCGAGACAGUGCAUGGUUCUCAAUCAUUGACUCUGAGUGGCCGUCAAUCAAAAAUGCGUUCGAGAAGUGGUUGGAUCCUACAAAUUUCGACGCAGAUGGAAACCAGCGCAAAAGUCUGGCGUCAUUUCGGUGA
This is a messenger RNA of Coccidioides posadasii C735 delta SOWgp, 687 nucleotides long. RefSeq lists its product as uncharacterized. Lineage: Eukaryota; Fungi; Ascomycota; Eurotiomycetes; Onygenales; Onygenaceae. Gene Ontology annotation, molecular function: protein N-terminal-serine acetyltransferase activity; protein-N-terminal-alanine acetyltransferase activity. The record is from RefSeq and is a predicted model, not a curated record.